Messenger RNA from Effrenium voratum, 735 nucleotides. Lineage: Eukaryota; Dinophyceae; Suessiales; Symbiodiniaceae. The record is from the annotation of a GenBank genome assembly.
AUGGCCGUUAUCUCGCCCACCAUCCCCAACGACACCUACCUCACGGUGGUGCCGUUGGAGCAGAAUGGCAGGCAUGACCGGGGCGAGCGCAACGAGCGGCAGCCGUCACCCAGGACUCAGAGCCAGCGGGACAUUCGUCGGGCUACGGCCUCUGCACCCGCGAGGAACACGCUGGGGCGCACUGGAAGUGCCGCUGCAGGGGUCAGUGCUCGGAGCAGCCGCGGCCAGGCCUCAGGCGCGGGCCCUGCGCGGCAGGUAAGAAGCCCAGAGAAGGAGGCGCCACCUUUGAGCCGCAGCGGGUCCCCGGCCGCGCUCCGACCGGAGCGCGCCAGAGACGCCGCGCCGCCCGCGGCCGCGACCUCCGCGGCCUCCGCGGCCGCGGCGUCGGAGGCGGCGCCCGCGAAGGCGUCGGCGCCGGAGGAGCAUUGUGUGCACAUCUUGGCGGGGCACAACGGCUUUGUGCUGAGCCUUUGCACCGUGGGGGACGUGCUCUUUACAGGUUCUCAGGACUGCAAUAUUAUGAUCUGGGACCUGAACAACCUGCAGUACAUCGGCACACUGCCUGGCCACCGUGGCUUCGUGAAGUGCAUGGCGGCCACGCUGUCCAGGAAGAUACUUUGCUCCGGCUCGCAGGACAAGACCAUCAAGAUUUGGAGCUUAGAAACCUUCUCCUCCACCAAGACCCUCUACGGCCACACCAGCCGGGCGCAAAGGCAAUCCGUCGUGACUUGUUAG